CUCAUAACCUCACAUAACCUAGAAUAUGUGUCGGUGAACUGCGAACAGUUCCGGCAUCUAAAGUUUUGUUUGAUGGUGAAGAUAUGAGUGAUUGAGUAAUAAAGUGAAUUAACGUCAAGAUGGAUUUGCAAAAACGUAAGAAGAAUUACUACUCUGGAUAUCACAAUCAUCAGAAGAAAAGGAAACAGUAUAAUUUGGAGCCAGGAAUCAGAGGCUUUUUUUGCACGUGUAAUUUUCGAGAAAAAGACUGCGUUCGCGAAGUGUACAGUGUACUGUCAGAAUAUGCAGAUAAUCUUUAUGGAACUGAAAAGACUGAACUUCCUACGCGAGCAUCAAACGAAACAGUCUCGACCGUACAAAGUGAGACUGAAAAUUGUCAUGAGAAAGCAUCAGAGGAAGAGCAGGAUUCAGUGGAUAUCUCAGAAGCAUUGAAAAAAGAAAUUGCCGAACUAAAGGCAGAAUCUCAAAAGCCUGUGAAUUUACGUCGAUUCCAAGUUGUAGACACAGGUGUAAAAAGCGUCGUUUUUAUAAGAACAACGAUACCUAAUCCACUGGAGUUAGUUUCUACUAUCAUCAAAGAAUUAUAUGAAACGAAAAAACAGCGAACUCGAUAUCUGAUGCGGCUGCUGCCUGUUGAAGUUGUUUGUAAGGCAUACAUGGAUGACAUAAAAUUGAAGGCCAACACGUUGUUUGAAAAAUAUUUUGCCCAAGAACCGAAAACAUUUGCCAUCAUAUUCAAUCGGCACAGCAACAACAGCAUUAAACGGGGUGAAUUAAUUGAGGAUUUGGCUGAUAUCAUCGCUAAAAAAAACCCCGGCAAUAAAGCAGACCUAAAAAAUCCUGAACUCGCCGUUGUUGUAGAGGUGAUACGUGGAGUAUGUCUGCUGUCAAUAGCUCCCAGUUAUUAUAAAUACAAGAAGUACAAUUUGCUGGAAAUAUGCGGAGUCAGGGAAACAGAUAAAAAGGAUUCUGCUAACGCUGCAUCACCGGAACCAAUGCAUUCUAAGCCGGAAGAAGAAUCGACAGAAACCGAUGAGUCCAAAAGUGAUAAACAAGUAGAGUUGCCAGUUGACGUGUAAUGCUAAAAAGAAGAAACGAGUUGAUCACCAGUUCAGCCCUCAAUGAUUUCCUGUGAAAUAAUAACAACAUCAAUAACAGCAACAACAACAAUAACAACAACAGUCUUUACUGAAGUGUAUAUGAUAAAAUGAUAUCCGUGUGCAGGGUUUAACAUCACAUUAAACGUGUAAUAUAUAUUUGAUAGAUUUAUGAAACACCACAUUUGUUAUUGCUUUCAUAAAAUGAUUUAUCAGU
Messenger RNA from Diprion similis, 1314 nucleotides. RefSeq names its product THUMP domain-containing protein 1 homolog. Gene Ontology annotation, biological process: tRNA modification. Lineage: Eukaryota; Metazoa; Arthropoda; Insecta; Hymenoptera; Diprionidae. The transcript is spliced from 5 exons. Bases 120 to 1079 code for a protein of 319 amino acids. The record is from RefSeq and is a predicted model, not a curated record. Gene Ontology annotation, molecular function: RNA binding.